UUACUUACGCCUGCUACUCCCAAUCGAGCAUAGGCCGCCGACCAGCAUUCUCCAACCCACUCUGUCCUGGGCCUUCUUUUCUAAUUCCAUCCAAUUCUUGUUCAUCUUUUUCAUGUAUAUUUCCAUUUCUUGGUGUAAUGUGUUCUUUGGUCUUCCUCUUUUCCUUUGGCCUUGAGAAUUCCAUGUGAGGGCUUGUCUUGUGACGCAGUUGGGUGCUUUCCUCAAUGUGUGUCCUAUCCACUUACAGCGCUUCUUCCUGAUUUCUUCCUCCGCUGGGAUCUGGUUUGUUCUCUCCCACAGUACGUUGUUGCUAAUAGUGUUCGGCCAACGGAUCUGAAGUAUUUUGCGUAGACAACUGUUAAUAAACACCUAUAUCUUCUGGAUGAUGGCUUUCGUAGUUCUCCAGGUUUCCGUCCCAUACAGUAGAACUGUCUUGACAUUUAUAUUGAAAAUCCUGACCUUAGUGUUGGUUGACAGUUGCUUUGAGUUCCAGAUGUUCCUCAGUUGUAAAUAUGCUGCUCUUGCUUUGCCGAUCCGUGCCUUCACAUCUGCAUCAGAUCCACCUUGUUCAUCAAUGAUGCUGCCCAAAUAUGUAAAGGUUUUUACAUCUUCCAAAUCUUCUCUGUCAAUUGUGAUUGGAUCGGUGCAUGCUGUGUUGUAUCGGAGAACCUUGCUCUUCCCUUUGUGUAUAUUGAGACCUACUGCUGCUGAGCCUGCUGCUACACUGUUCGUCUUCUCCUGCAUUUGUUGUUGCGUUUGGGAUAGAAGGGCCAGAUCAUCUGCGAAGUCCAGAUCGUCCAACUGCAUCCUAGAUGUCCAUUGUAUCCCGUGCUUCCCUUCAGAUGUUGACGUCUUCAUGAUCCAGUCGAUCACCAAGAGAAAGAGAAAGGGUGAGAGUAAGCAACCUUGCCUAACACCGGUCUUCACUUCAAACGACUUUGUCAACUGUCCUCCAUGCACGACUUUGCAGUGUAAUCCAUCAUAUGAGUUCUGUAAGAUAUUGACUAUCUUCUGAGGCACGCCGUAGCGUCGAAGAAGUUUCCAUAGUGUUGUCUUGUCCACGCUAUCAAAUGUCUUUUCGUUGUCAAUGAAGUUGAUAUAGAGUGAUGAAUUCCAUUCAAUUGAUUGUUCCACAAUGAUCCGUAGAGUUGCGAUUUGGUCAAUUCAUAAUUAGUGAUAAAUUAUAUAUUGACUAUUACAAAAAUCUCAUAGGGAAAAUUAUGUUUUAUGUAUA
This is a messenger RNA of Schistosoma margrebowiei, 1234 nucleotides long. The record is from the annotation of a GenBank genome assembly. Lineage: Eukaryota; Metazoa; Platyhelminthes; Trematoda; Strigeidida; Schistosomatidae.